Brassica napus (rape) is the source of this 1788-nucleotide messenger RNA. RefSeq lists its product as uncharacterized. The coding region runs from base 1 to 1788 and encodes 595 amino acids. Lineage: Eukaryota; Viridiplantae; Streptophyta; Magnoliopsida; Brassicales; Brassicaceae. The transcript is spliced from 5 exons. The record is from RefSeq and is a predicted model, not a curated record.
AUGUCAUGGCAAGGUCGUAGAGGAAAAGGAAAAGGGGCGUUCACGGUUAGAUGUCGUUUAGACCGUGCAUUGGCAAAUGAGGAGUGGCAUACUCUUUUUCCUUGUUCUUAUACAGAAUACUUAGGGAUGGUGGCGUCCGAUCAUCGACCCGUGGUAGCGUUUUUAGAGGAUAAAAUUUCCAGGAGGAAGGGACAAUUUCGUUUUGAUAAGAGAUGGGUUGGACAGGAAGGUCUUAUGGAAACAAUUUCCAUGGGCUGGUCCGAUCAGAGUGUAGAAAGGAAGGAUGAUAUAGUGGCAAAAAUUGGGAAUUGUCGACAUGAAAUUGCGAGAUGGCGGAAAAAUAAUCCACCUUACGGAAAGGAAAAAAUAAGUGAGUUACAGAAAGCUCUCGAAGAGGUACAAUCAGAUGACACAAGAUCGCAGGAGGAUAUAGUGGAGGUGUCUAGGAAAUUACAAGAGGCAUAUAAGGACGAAGAAGAAUAUUGGCAGCAGAAAAGUAGGAAUAUGUGGUACUCUUCUAGGGAUCUUAAUACUAAAUUUUAUCAUGCUUUAACUAAGCAAAGAAGAAUUCGAAAUAUGAUUGUUGGUUUGUAUGAUGCUGUGGGAAAUUGGAUUACAGAAGACAAUAAGGUGGAGAAAGUGGCUGUAGAUUAUUUCCAUGAUUUGUUUACUACCACUUCACCUUCAGAUUUCGAUGCUUUUCUUGCGGAGGUAACGAUGGGAAUAACUCCUCAGAUGAACCAACGCUUGCUGAGGCUAGCGACUGAGAAUGAGGUUAGAGAGGCUUUGUUUAUGAUGCAUCCUGAAAAGGCACCAGGACCGGAUGGCAUGACGGCUCUCUUUUUUCAAUAUUCUUGGCAUAUUAUAAAGCAGGAUCUGGUAGAAAUGGUUUUGUGCCAGCGUUUGAAAGGGUGUCUUCCGUCCCUUAUUUCAGAGACUCAAUCGGCUUUCGUGCCGGGGAGGUUGAUAACUGAUAACAUUCUUAUUGCUCAGGAGAUGUUUCAUGGGUUACGGACUAAUAAGGCAUGUCAAGGAAAGUACAUGGCAAUUAAAACGGAUAUGAGCAAGGCGUAUGAUCGAGUCGAAUGGGAUUUUAUUCAGGCUUUACUGGAAAAAAUGGGAUUUGAUCUUCACUGGAUUAAGUUAAUGAUGGAAUGUCAGCUUAUUAAUUUUGAUAAGUCUUCAAUCCAAUUUGGGCACAAGAUUGAAGAAUCAGUCAGACAGGAAUUAAGAGAUAUUUUGGGUAUUCAGAAUCUUGGAGGAAUGGGAACUUAUCUUGGAUUACCAGAAAAUCUUGGGGGCUCAAAGAUUCAAGUUUUCGGUUUUGUGCAAGAUAGACUUAAUAGAAGGGUUAAUGGGUGGACUUUCAAAUUUUUCACGAAGGGUGGAAAAGAAGUGGUUAUUAAAUCAGUAGUUACGGCAUUACCAAAUCAUGUGAUGUCUUGCUAUAGAUUACCGAAGGCAACCGCGAAAAAAUUGACAAAUGCGGUAGCACGUUUUUGGUGGAGUCCAGGUGGAAGUACAAGAGGAAUGCAUUGGAAAUCUUGGGAUAAGGUGAUUCGGAAUCUAGUGGACCCACAGGAUGUGAAAAUUAUCGAAAGUAUACCUUUGAGUAGGAUCCAGAGGAUUGAUAGAGAUGGUUGGCAUUUCACAAACAAUGGGAAAUAUUCGGUCAAAUCAGGAUAUCAGGUAGAGCGGGUUUACCCAGAUAGAGAUAAACCACCAGAAAUGUUUGGACCUACAGUGGAUGCUCAAGAAGAAUUUACAAGCGCGAGGGAUAAAUGGUGA